Cryptomeria japonica (Japanese cedar) is the source of this 3642-nucleotide messenger RNA. Its product is annotated as pentatricopeptide repeat-containing protein At2g22070. Lineage: Eukaryota; Viridiplantae; Streptophyta; Pinopsida; Cupressales; Cupressaceae. The transcript is spliced from 2 exons. Gene Ontology annotation, molecular function: protein binding; RNA binding; zinc ion binding. Gene Ontology annotation, biological process: RNA modification. The record is from RefSeq and is a predicted model, not a curated record. The coding region runs from base 416 to 2848 and encodes 810 amino acids.
UGAGUUCCUUGCUCUAGUUCUGAGUUCGAGUUUUUCGGACAUAACCUUGCCUCAUCCAGAGGCCAAGAAAACGCCGAAGCAGUGUCAGACUUACCACGGUUGUCUGGUAUUGAUAAAUAAAUGGGUAUAUUAUCACAUCUGAGGAGAAGACUGUAACAUUCCGCAACAACGCAGCUUCCCACGUUGGCCAUUAUUAAACAUAUGGCUGUAAUACCUCCUUUUUUGAGGUCAAAAUAAGUUAGUAGUCUUUCAAUGUCACUGUUGUAGGAUCACCAACAUUUCAACAUUCCCCACGCUUCAAUUAUACAAUGCCAUAUAUUCCCCCCCCAAAAAAUUAUACAAUGACAUACGCUGCUCAACUUCAUUACACAGCAUUCAGUAGAAUUCUUAACAUACAAAAUCCCCUUCUACACUUAUGGACGUAUCUUCAACAAUCGCACACCUGCAUUGCGAAGAAUGCGCUGUCAGAUGGUGCGGUAGUUUGGCGGCUGCUCGUAAAAUUUUUGACGACAUGACAGAAGCAGACGUCUUGUCAUGGAAUGUGAUGAUCGCAGCGUACCAAAGACAGGGGUAUCCUCACAAGGCAGUGACACUCUUCCACAAAAUGCAACAAAAAACUAUCAAACCUGAUCACUUCACGUUUGCUACAAUCCUUCCAGUCUGUGUUAAAUUGGGAGGUUUGGAACAGGGUAUGAAAGUCCAUCAAAGCAUAAUCCAAACUGGGUUUCUAUGUGAUGUUGCAGUUUUGAAUGCUCUGAUAGACAUGUAUGCAAAAUGUGGAAACAUAGACAAGGCACGGGAACUGUUUGACAAAAUGCCUCAAAGAAAUGUGCUAUCAUGGAAUACAAUGAUUGCAGGGUACAUGCAAAAUGGUGUUAUUGACGAGGCUUUGAGGUUUUGGAAAGAAAUGCCUCGACGAGAUGUGGUGUCAUGGAACGCAAUGGUUGCAGGAUAUGCACAAAAUGGGUUUGUUGACGAGGCCUUGGAGACUCUUAAGGAAAUGCAAUUUGCAGGUCUAAAGCCAAACUCCACUUCUUUUGCCAGCAUCCUUCCAACCUGUGCCAAAAUGGGAACUUUGGAUCAGGGUAUGGACAUUCAUCAUAUGAUAAUAGAAUGUGGAGAAUAUUUAGAUGUUGUAGUAGCCAGUGCACUGGUAGACAUGUAUGCAAAAUGUGGAAGCAUAUGUAAGGCAAGAAAAGUGUUCGAAAAAAUACCUAAAAGAGACGUGGUCUCAUGGAAUACAAUGGUUGCAGGAUAUACAAAAAAUGGAGCUCUUGACGAGGCUUUAAGCCUUUUCAAAGAAAUGCCUCAACGGGAUGUGGUCUCAUGGAAUGCUUUGAUUGCAGGAUAUGCAGAAAAUGGGUUUGUUGAAAAGGUCUUGAGGAUUUUUAAGCAAAUGCAGUUGGCAGGUAUAAAACCUAACUCCACAACGUUUGCCAGCAUACUCCCAGCCUGUGCUAAAAUGGGAGCUUUGGAACAGGGUAUGGACUUCCAUCAAAGAAUAAUUGAAGGCGGAUUUUUGUUAGAUGUUACAGUUGUAAAUGCGCUCAUAGGGAUGUAUGCCAAAUGCGGAACUAUAAAGAAAGCAUGUCAACUAUUUCAGAAAAUGCCUCAACGAGAUGUGGUCUCAUGGAAUGCAAUGCUUGCAGCAUAUGGGCAGAAUGGGCUUGUUGAAAAGGCUUUGGAGACUUUAAAGCAAAUGCAAUUGGCAGGUGUGAAGCCAAACUCCACAACUCUUGUCAGCAUUCUCCCAGCUUGUGCUAAGAUAGGAACUCUGGAACAUGGCAUGGAUUUUCAUCAAAAAAUAAUCAAAAGCGGACUUUUGUCGGAUUCGGCAGUCUCAAAUUCCCUGAUAGUCGUGUAUGCGAGAUGUGGAAGUGUACAAAAGGCACAAAAACUGUUUGACGGAAUGUUUCAACAAAAUGUGGUCUCGUGGAAUGCAAUGAUUGCAGGAUAUGCAAUGCAAGGCUAUGGCAAGGAUGCUCUCAAACUCUAUGAACUAAUGAAGCACUCUGAAUCGUACCCUGACCAUGUAAGCUUCGUUUGUGUUUUAUUUGCAUGCAGCCAUGCAGGUUUAGUGGAUGAGGGCUGCAAGCACUUCAAUGACAUGAGAUACUCUCAUUGCAUUAUGCCUACAAUGGAUCACUAUGUAUGCAUGGUUGACCUUCUUGGGCGUGCUGGCUAUCUUGAUGAAGCUUUCAACUUUUUCAUUAAAAUACCAACUAAACCUACAGCGGUUCUUUGGAUGUGUUUGCUUGGCGCUUGUAGAUCAAAUAAGAACAUUACCCUAGGAGUAUUUUCAGCCACUUUCCUUCUUACGCUGGAUCCUAUAAAUGAUGCCCCUUAUGUUCUUCUGUCAGACAUCUAUGCGGAAGUUGGCAGGUGGGCCGAUGUUCUAAAUGUAAGGAGAAUGAUGAAAAAUAGAGGAGUUAAAAAGAUACCUGGAUGUAGUUGGAUUGAAGUCCAUAAAAUGGUACAUGUUUUUUGUGUUGGAGACAGAUCUCACCCCCAAGCACGAGGGAUCUAUGCAAAGCUGGAGAAAUUGUCUUGGGAGAUGAAAGCAGCAGGGUAUUUUCCGGAUUCAAGACAUGUACUAAAUGAUGUGGAAGAAGAGGAAAAAGAAACAUUCCUCUGCCAGCAUAGUGAGAAGUUGGCAAUUGCAUUUGGAUUGAUGAACAUGCCUCCUGGAACAACUAUUAGAGUUGUUAAGAACCUUCGAGUAUGUAAUGACUGCCACACUGCAGCCAAAUUUAUCGCCAAAAUUGUUUCAAGAGAAAUUGUUGUGAGAGAUGUAAGUCGGUUCCAUCAUUUUAAACAAGGACAAUGUUCUUGUGGAGAUUAUUGGUAAUGUUAAAGUGAAUAAAGCUGUAAGCAUAGACCUGCACUGUAACAAGGUGCAUUAUGUCAGAUUUGUUGUGUUAUGAUGCAAUCAGGUUUAAUUUUCAGUUUCUAAAGAAGUUUUCUGUAAGUCAUUGAGAGCUAGACCAUGCUGUUGACUUCAUAACAUCAGAUGUAUAGCAUGCAUCACUUCUAAGGACCUGUUUUAUAAUCGAGUGAAUGUCUCAUGUCAUUGAACUAUUUUUCAAGAAGGUUGUUUAUCUAUUAAUUGAAAAGCUGGAGGAGAUAGAGAAUUGGAAAAUCAAAAGAGGAAUGCCUGAACAAAAUUAAAAGCUGCUCAGCCAACAGAAAAUGUGAAACAGGUAUGGGAAAAUCAAAAGGAGAGGAAUGCUUGAACAAAAUGAAAAGCUGCUCAGCCAACAGGAAAUGUGAAAGAACAGGUUACAAGUCAUCCAAUUUUGGGAGACCACAAUGAGAGCAUCUUUUGAUAAUUCUUUACCCCAACCCUUGUCAUUUUGUAUGGCUUUUUUCUCUGGAUUAAUUGCAUUAUCUUGUGCCUAUGUCAGAUCUACCAUUGAAAUCAAAUUAUCAGUUUCACUUGAAGUGCAAUGGGCACGCCAAUAGGCACUUAAAUUUUGUGAGGAGCUACAGGAAACGACAUUUCUCCAAGGAAGUCCAAGCCAGGGUGCAAUCUCUAAUUAUUCAUUCGGAGAUGCAGGGAACAAGGGGACCGCCAAUACCCGAGGUUUUGGUACCUGCCCUGUAUAUUUUGAAAAAUGAAUUGAGUCGUUACUGAUUUUGUUA